Molecule: messenger RNA, 2317 nt
Organism: Conger conger (European conger)
Lineage: Eukaryota; Metazoa; Chordata; Actinopteri; Anguilliformes; Congridae
Gene: nutf2
Product: nuclear transport factor 2
Exons: 5
Coding region: 160-543 (127 amino acids)
Biological process (GO): protein import into nucleus
Cellular component (GO): nuclear pore central transport channel
Source: RefSeq, a predicted model, not a curated record
CAAAAACUACGGAUCCCACAAUGCAAGAGCGCGGGCUCAGCGUACUGAGCAUGCUCUUUGCGGGACAGGCGGAUCGACUCAGCCGCGCUCACAAAUCGCCAUACUGGGAAACGGGGGUAGCUGUUGUGGGCGCUUGUGGCUGUUGCCGGCUGAAUCAGAAUGGGUGACAAGCCGAUCUGGGAGCAGAUAGGGUCCAGCUUCGUACAGCAUUACUACCAGCUGUUUGACACAGAAAGGUCCCAACUCGGAGCAAUAUAUAUCGAUGCGUCAUGCCUUACAUGGGAGGGACAGCAAUUCCAGGGAAAAGCAGCAAUUGUCGAGAAGCUCUCUAGCCUUCCCUUCUCGAAAAUUGCUCACAGCAUAACUGCACAGGACCACCAGCCCACUCCUGACAGCUGCAUACUCAGUAUGGUAGUAGGACAACUAAAAGCUGAUGAUGAUGCCAUCAUGGGAUUCCAUCAGGUCUUCCUCCUAAAAAACAUCAACGACGCUUGGGUGUGCACCAAUGACAUGUUCCGGCUGGCAUUACACAACUUCGGCUAAAGGCACUAAUGGGAGGUGGGAUACGGGGAGAAGGAGAAUGUCGCUCCCCACGCCCCCCUGUCCCACCCCUCCUCACCCCCCUCUCCCUCCAUGCAUACCUCUAUUGAGAAUCAACCUGCUCCAUGCCAGAUUCUAAAAUGCCAUUCACCAUACCCAACCAAUCGUCAGAAAGACCCUGGUGCAGGCACAUGCACCCGUUUGCGACAGGAAGCAUCCAUGGCCCUCUGCUGAAUCGCUGCAGCCGCGCCGGCAGGUCGAACCAGACCCAACGCUGUCCCUACCCUAUGUCGGGGAUCCAGAAUAGCUGCAUUUGAAGAGGCCAGGGGGAGGAAGAAAAAAAAAAAAAACUUACCUUGCAUACCUUUGUGUUAUUUUCUGUUUUUAUUUUGGUCCUGCAUUUGUUCUCCUAUCCUUCCUUAUCGUUCUGUUUUUUCUCCUAGUUCAGUGUGUUGUUACCAGCAUGCCUUUGAGGAUACAGCAGUUUUUCCUUCUCUUUCUCAAGUCUAAUUUUAAAUGUAUUGGCAGUUCUCUAGCAAUCCAAAGAAUCAAACAUCAUUAACCCCUCCUACCCUACAAUCCCCUUUCCCCUCUCCUCUUUUGUCCCAGGAUUACUACAAAGCCACGAUACACAAUAAAAUUGACUUUUUCUUAAUCGUGGAAUCUUAUUCUUCCUUCUGUUUUCUGAGUGUCUGUCUCUGGUUUGUCUACUUUUUCCACCCCCCCCUCCCUUUUUAAUCAAAGUUUUAUUAAUUGUUUUAGAACCCAUUUCACUUCUCACAGGGGAGAAUGCAAUACUUUUACUUGCGCUCUGGCUGUGUUGCACCUCUUUUUUGGUAAAGCCAUAAAGAGAGGUUUGGAAACUGCUGUUCUAGAGCCAAAUGGGUCUUGUUUAAUGUGUCUCGGCUCGAUUAGACUGCAUGAUUGGACUCCUUUACCUACAUAAUCCAAAAAAAAGAAAUGUUCCUGCCAAAAAGCUCCAUAACCUGAUCAGUUGUGUUUUUUUUUGCAUAGUCAUAAUGGACUGGAAUGUUGAGUCUGAGGUUUGUAUAUCCAGAGAUCUUAUGAUAGCCGUAUCUUUUAUGAUGUCAUGAAAUGUUCCAGAGGUGGGACCUAGAGACACUAUGCUCUUCUGCCACUGACUGCUGCUUUCAGAACUGAUUGGCUUCCAAAAACCACCGUCCAAUGACAGAGGGUGUACAUGAAUUACCAAUGGGUGGCAGCCCCGAGAAGCUCUGAAGGCAGUUUGUGGUGAUUUUAUUCAAUUUUCGGCCUCCCCCCUCCCUCAGUUCUAUCGACUCCGUAAUCGUUGCCCACUCUCCCAUAACUCAACCUCUUACCUUUUUUUUCGGCUUAUUUUUGGAGGCGGCUACUACUGGAUAGAUUCUUGAGUAAUGAACCCCUAGCUCAUUCUCAACUGACACAAUCCCACCGGUACCUGCCCCAAUUCAGAGUCUGGUAUAUUUUUAAAGACUUACGGGGCCUCUCUUUGGCACCACAAUCAUUAUACUGCCAGGGGUUCACCUGUUUCCUCCAAAUUACUGGAGUUUUUUCCUCUUUCUUACUGUAUGAUUAUACUAGUGACAAAUGAAGACACUCUUAAUGCACUGUACUGGUUCUCAAUGCUGUGUCCGCACUGCAGUUCAUGGGUGAGUGGGCAUGGAAUAUCCAUACUUCAUUGUAUCAAAACCGUGCGAGUGGUUUCUGUUACUGCCUCUUUUUGUAGUGUUUCUGCUGCUCAGUACACCAUGGAAGGAAAUAAAAGUGUUCAAAGAAA